Musca vetustissima is the source of this 793-nucleotide messenger RNA. Its product is annotated as brachyurin-like. Lineage: Eukaryota; Metazoa; Arthropoda; Insecta; Diptera; Muscidae. The record is from RefSeq and is a predicted model, not a curated record. Gene Ontology annotation, biological process: proteolysis. The coding region runs from base 6 to 791 and encodes 261 amino acids. The transcript has a single exon. Gene Ontology annotation, molecular function: serine-type endopeptidase activity.
CACCAAUGGAGCCAAAACUCCCCUUGCUGCCCCUCAUGCCCAUGGAAGAAUUGGAGGGACGCAUUACCAAUGGUGAAUUGGCACAGGCUGGACAAUUCCCCUAUCAAGUCGGCUUGAGUUUGGACUUCGGUAACCAAGGCUUCUGGUGUGGUGGUACCCUGAUUUCGGAUCGUUGGAUUUUAACCGCUGCCCAUUGUACCGAUGGUGCUGAUGGUAUCACCGUUUAUUUGGGCGCCAUUGAUGUUCGCAAUGCCAAUGAAAAGGGUCAGCAACGGAUCUAUUCCUCCAAAAAAUAUAUUAUUGUUCACGAACAAUGGGAUAACGAAACCAUGGCUAAUGACAUCUCCUUGGUCAAAUUGCCGGUGCCCAUUGAGUUCAAUGAUCGCAUCCAACCUGCUGUUCUGCCUAAAAUGAAUGGUCAGUAUUCCAGCUAUGAAGGUGAUAUGGUUUGGGCCUCAGGCUGGGGUCGUGACAGCGAUGCAGCCACUAGCAUCUCUCAAUUUUUGCGUUACAUUGAAGUUCCCGUUAUGAAACAAAGCACCUGCAAAACCUACUAUUUGGGUUCCGUUACCGAUGAGAUGAUCUGCAUCAGCACCAAGGGUAAAAAGUCAACCUGUAAUGGUGAUUCUGGCGGUCCAUUGGUAUACAAGCAGAAUGGCGAGAAUGUUGUUAUUGGUGCCACCUCCUUUGGCAUUCGGUUGGGUUGUGAAAAGGGCUGGCCAGGAGUAUUCACUCGUGUCACUUCCUAUUUGGAUUGGAUCGAAGAGAAAUCGGGUGUUGUCAAUAAAUAAAU